Molecule: messenger RNA, 4665 nt
Organism: Microtus oregoni (creeping vole)
Lineage: Eukaryota; Metazoa; Chordata; Mammalia; Rodentia; Cricetidae
Gene: Tspan9
Product: tetraspanin 9
Exons: 7
Coding region: 572-1564 (330 amino acids)
Cellular component (GO): membrane
Source: RefSeq, a predicted model, not a curated record
ACAGAGUAGAGAGUCAGGGCUGGGAUUUCGCCGGGCAAGCCCAGCGGUUGCAGCUGCGGCGGAUCCCGAGGCUCUGCCCGUGGUGCACCCGGGCAGCCCAGGGCCGGCAGCCGCUCCGUAAAGUCGCGGAACAAGGGAGUCCGAGUGCCCGCAAAGUGAUAGGGCUCCGGGCUGGGUCUGGGCUGGAAGAGGCGUGCCUGCAGAGCCUGGAUCCCCGGCGCCCUUCGGCCUCGAGUGCAGCGACCGGUUGACGGUGCAGCCGCCUGGGAAAGAGCAGUCAAAUUGCAGCCUCCCCAAAGAAGCCUAGUUAACGCAGGCGAACCAGCGGCUCCCCGAAGCGUGCUUAGAGCGGUGCCGCAGAGCCCUCCCGGGCUAGCGGGCUAAGGCUGAGAGCCGGGCGCCGUCCCAGAGGCAGCGGGUUGCUCCGCGAGUGCUCUCCGGUGCAAAGAGGGGGCGUGCAAAGCUCCAACGGUCGGCCCGCUCAGAACCUGUGCCCGACCCGGGUGCCCCCUCCGUCCCACUCUGGGAGCAAUGCCCCCCGCCCCUCGUGCCCCCCGGGAACGACGUGAGCAUGGAGAAGUCGAGUAGUGAGGAUUCUUCGAUCCACCGGAGUCCAUCUUUGGACAGCAAGGACUCAGACUUUGCCAAGCCGUCCACCUCUGGCCGCCCGUUCGGCCGCGGCUUCACGGCUGGCGCCUUCUACGGCACCGCAGGUUCUCGGGGUCAGAGCCACACCGAGGCCGGCAUUAAGACUGACAAGUACAAUGCUCCCAAAGGCAGCAAGUACGUGGUGUUUUACCUGGACCUGUCCUUUGUGUUCCUCCUAGAAUUUAAGAAGUGCAACAUGGCCAGGGGCUGCCUCUGCUGCUUGAAGUACAUGAUGUUCCUCUUCAAUUUGAUAUUCUGGCUCUGUGGCUGCGGACUGCUUGGAGUGGGCAUCUGGCUCUCCGUUUCCCAAGGCAACUUUGCCACCUUCUCCCCCAGCUUCCCCUCGCUGUCUGCAGCCAACCUUGUCAUCGCCAUAGGCACCAUUGUCAUGGUGACAGGCUUCCUGGGCUGUCUUGGGGCCAUCAAGGAAAACAAGUGUUUGCUCCUCAGUUUUUUCAUCGUGCUGCUGAUCAUCCUCCUGGCAGAGCUGAUCCUGCUCAUCCUCUUCUUUGUCUACAUGGACAAGGUAAACGAGAAUGCCAAGCAGGACCUGAAGGAAGGACUGCUGCUGUACAACACUGAGAACAACGUGGGGCUCAAGAACGCCUGGAAUAUCAUUCAGGCCGAGAUGCGGUGUUGUGGAGUCACUGACUACACAGACUGGUAUCCAGUGCUGGGAGAGAACAUAGUUCCUGACCGCUGCUGCAUGGAGAACUCCCAGGGUUGUGGGCGCAACACCACCACCCCCUUGUGGAGAACGGGCUGCUAUGAGAAGGUGAAGCUGUGGUUCGAUGACAACAAGCACGUUCUGGGCACCGUGGGGAUGUGCAUCCUCAUCAUGCAGAUCCUGGGAAUGGCCUUCUCCAUGACUCUAUUCCAACACAUCCACCGGACGGGUAAAAAGUAUGACGCCUGAGCAUUUGGCAGCGCCUGGCCCCACCCGGACAUUGUACGUGCGAGGGGAGAGGACCUGAGUCUGUGUCUCCUGUCUGCCCUCCGAUGGCCACCCUGCCCCACCUGCCAGCCUGCUCUCCCCUGCCCACAUCCUUGGCCUUGGACCUCUUGGAGGGCAGAGACCCAGAGAGGAGGCAUCAUGCAGAGACCUCAGGGCUUGGGCGCCUGGACUCUUGCACCUGCAGAUUUGCCAAAGACACCAGGGUGGGCAGGGGAUCAAGGAGGAGGCCCUUGCGUUGAUGGGUUGCCGCCCCAGCCCUUCCUCACACUGACACUUGUCCCUGUGUGGGAUGGAGAGUCUGCCCCACCAAGGCCACGGCCGUCCAUGGCUGCCCAGCCAGAGAGACAGCCAGGGUGCAGCGUGGCGCCACCGGGUCAGGCUCCCUGGAGCACCCUGCCUGGGUUUUUAUACUAUAGUGUAACUUUUUUUUAUUUUACUCUGAUUACGAUUAUUCAGGAAUAUUAUCUCUCAGAUAAGUAUAGGGUUAGCUUCCUGAUUUAUAACUUUUUACUGUGUUGAUUUCCAUAACGGUUUGAGUUUCCUUUUCCUGUGCGUGGGGAUGGGUAGGGAGAAAGGACCCCAUCUGCUUUCAGUGAGGACACACCACUGUGCAACACUCAUGAGACUCUAAGGUGAGGAUAGCCAGACUUUCCCCCCAAAACUCACCUGGAGGGAGAGGGUGCAGCCGUGCUAUGGGGCCCGGCUAGGCCUGGCGACCACGGAUAGGGCCAGAAGGGGCAGGUGUGAUAUAAAGCAUGGCGGGGCAUCCUUCUCAGGGGUGACAGGGGUGGUACCUGAGGCCAUGUCAGGAGGGGAUGCUCAGGACGGGGAAUAAUGAAAUGCUUUGCUGGGGGGUGGGGGGCGGCAGUCAGAACAGUUUGUGGCAUUUCCUUUCUCUUCCCUCAGUCCUCUGCUGAUGUCCCUCCUGACCCCACACAUCCUGCAUCCCAGAUGGUCACUCUCACACAUUCCUGCUAUCGAGUCCUUUGGUUCAGACCGCACUCUGCGCACCCUGUUCUGAACAGUGGAAGCAGACAUGUCCAGCUGCCCAGACUGAAACAGAGUCUCAGGACUGUCAGGAGGAGAGGAAGAGUUGGCAUCUCUGGCCAGCCCCACCAGACUCACUCAGUUGCUGACUGCCCUGCUGAGGGGUAGGGCCACAGGGGUCUCAGGACCCUCCCUCAUUAGGAUCCAUGGCUGUCUCCACUGGGUGGCAGGCAUCACAUCCCAUGUAACCUCAAGGAGACAAGAUAAAGAAAAUCUUAGAAGUCAGGCUCACAUUGCCACAGCAGGCCCGGGGAGAAGGCCCUCGAUCUGGAUGCCCCUUGCUGGGCAUAGGAGAUGGAGGCAGGGUGUACUCCCAGCAGCCCUGCCAGCACUGAUGCCCAGUGUCCCCUUCUGUGAACACAGUAAAGGCAAGACUGGGGGACUGGCCCGACAGCCAUCUGGAAUCCAGAGUCCACUCUCCAGGUGUCAUGUGGCAGCUGCUUUUCUCAAGCCAUUUGACUCCUUACCACUGUUUCCCACCGAGCCAGGUCUUCCACCACUUAGCCAGACCGCUCAGCCAACCUAUAACCCCUCUGACUACCUUGAAUAACAGGCAAGGCAGGACCAGGGAUGUGGAACUUUCAGUGUGUUCAAGAUUGAAGUUUUGGGGGUGAGAGGAUAGUAGGGAGCUCUAAGCAAAUUGGACAGAGGGGCCGCCGGUUCCAGGAGAUGAAAUUGUGUUGUUAGGGGAAUGACAGACACCUCCCUGGGAACCCCAAAAUACAGAGCUCAGGUAGACCCAUUAAACAACCAGGAAAAAAAAGUGGUACCUGCUACAUAAUGAGUUAGUGUGGGUGGAGUGGUGGGUUUGUUUAUACCUAUAAAUGGGAUUUCUUACUCCCGUUAUCAUCAACAGUACAUCUCCCAGUACACCGGAAAGCAUUUGGCCUCCCUGCCACCUCAUGUCUCUAGAGUGCUUCAGGGUGAUGCUGCUCCCCAGAGCUGCAGCCAACGUCCCCUACCCUCACCAGCUCACCUCAAUUGUCUGUCCAGCAGAGCCAGAUCACACGUCCCAAACCGCCUUCUUGUGUUAGCUGUGUGUAUCUACAUGAGGCUCCAUGCUCACAGGGUGGGUGUUCUGAACCCCUUGCUUGUCUCGGGGAAUGGCCCCCAUACACUAAAUGGCCACAGCAAGUGAGGCCAGGGGAGGUGGCUCAGCUCUUCUCUGAUCCUCUUGGCUGUGAGCUCACUGGGGGCAAACCCGCCAUGAGAGCCUCCUCACCCGUGCUUCCUUGAGCAGUUUCCUCGAGGCCCCACUCCAGGAAUCUGCAGACCUGCCUCAGAAAGUCCUCUCCGUUUGUAGGUGACUUCCCAGAAGCGCUUGACUUGACGUAGCUGUGGCAUUUCUCCAAUGCCCACUGGUAGAGGGGCUCAGUGGGCAGGGUCUGGAAACUGCUCUCAGGUGACUGUCGGGUGUCAGGGUGCACGGCUCCUGUGCGGCUGUACUCUCUGAGCUGGAACAAUGUCAUCGUACCCCCCACCCCCACCCCCGCCAGCCUGGGCCAGUGCCUCGGCUCUCCCCUUGCACAUUCUGGCCUGACUUAGAAAUGAGUGGCCAGGCCUCCAUGAAGUGGCUCUUCAAGUGGAUGGAAUUGUGGUCCCCUCCUCUCUGGCUCCCUGCCCACCCACCGGUGGAGGUGCUAAUCAGCAGGGACAUGGCACAGGACGGGGAGCUGGGUGCCAGGGGCUGGGGGUCUCUCCUUUGCCCCUCAGCCCUUUGGUCUGGUGACCCCUCUCAUGUUCCUGUUCUCUCAUUUCCCUUCCCUCCUCCGUGAUGGCGGUGUCCUGGCCUCUUCCUCCCUCAGUGGGCAUCCUGAGGAGUCAGGCCUUUGGGCCUCCACUUGCCUCGCUGUCCCUGGGUGGCCAGAGAGCCGGGAGUGCACGCUGGUUGGUUUCAAAUGCACUUUCUGCUUGCAAUGCCUUGUCUGCAUUUCCUCCAUCCCAGGUCCUGCUUUAAUGAACACCAUGUUUUUAGCAUGUUUUUAAAUAAAAACCGAUAAUGUGUCAAAAGCACA